Pocillopora meandrina is the source of this 4341-nucleotide messenger RNA. The record is from the annotation of a GenBank genome assembly. NCBI's taxonomy places the organism in Eukaryota, Metazoa, Cnidaria, Anthozoa, Scleractinia, Pocilloporidae.
AUGAAUCUACCAUCUGUACUUAGCCAAGACACUCCCCAAGUAGAGUUUGCUCGUAUUGUGUGCCGACAACUGGGACUGAUUCUCGAAUGCAUGCGGAGGGAGUUUCAUUGGUUAAAGAACAUGGCUUACGAAAUGUCAGUUUGCUGUCCAAUUUGUUGCACAAGAAUGACAGUGAAAUAUUGUGACACUCAUUGUGUAAGUGACUGCAAGGAGGAAGAAUGUCUGCACUUCUGGUCAGAAUCACAGUUGCUUGAUUGUCAAAGGCCUGUUGUAUGCACCAGGCGUGUUGAUGCUGGAGAAUACAGGGUUGCACUUGAGCCCUUCGCAUCAUGGUUUCCAUUUUUACAUAAAACGGUAAGUUAAGGUUUUGUCAGUGUUCAUUAAGGGUUACUUAUUUCCAUACCAAUGCCUAUCAUCCAUAAAUAAUUGUUGCCUAAGCGCGAUUGGUCUAAACACAUCGUGUGACCGGUUAUUCCCUUGUUAAAACAGGGGAUACCCGACGAUAUAACCCAAUUUUCAAACCUUACGUCUACUACGAAAAGUCUUCGUUAAAAUUUAAUUAUAGAUGAGAGAGGGUUUUUUGGUUGUUACAGAAGAAAUGGAUGUUGUUUUGCAAUUCAUCCACAUCCACGUACCAGAGAACACUGAAAAGUGAAUGUAUGUCACACGCAGUAAACGGUGAGCUAUUCAUUAACAUGUUCUUCGUACGUGCAGGAUAAUAAACACAAUAGCCUCCAUUUGUCCAACGACAAAUAACGUGCAAAUUUUCGCGCCAAAUGCAGGCUAUUGUUCAUUCAUUGUAUCGAAUGUACCAGGAAGGCCAUACUUUAAGGCAAACUUCUUUAGAGAAAAUAUCUACUUUCUCUAAAUCUCAAUAUUUGUGACUUUCAAAGUUUUACUUGUAAAAAUGUCAUUUCACUAUUAUAGCGAUCCCUUCGUGGGAAGGAAAGUAGUAAAGGAUACCGCUAAACUUAAAAAACGAAACUGCGUGUACUAUCAACGAUAGAAUGCAAGAAAACAGUACAACAACAACUUACACAGAGACGAAUUAUUGACAUAAUAAUUAUGAAAUCAACAGAGAGUCACUGGCGAGGGCAACCAGGAAUCAGCUUUACCUUAUACGGAAGGUUAGUUUCUGCAUGUAGACUUUGUAGUUACUGAGCGGUUCUCCAAACGAUGCAUUAGCCAUAAAUUUGUGCCACACGAACGAGAGAGUGUUUCUUACGGUCCCUUGGUUCCGCUUUGUCAUUGUUAUGCAUAUUUCGUCUGUGUCAUUUCAUCAGGUAAAUUAUAUCGAACGUCAAAGUCGUGUUAAACCGGGUUUGAGAUGUAAUUAAAGUCGGAGUGCAUUUCCUUGUUUAAACGCAAUACAGGGGCAUGGUCUACAGUUUGUAAGGAAAAUUGGAAGAGGAAAAAUUGAAACUUGAAGUGUAGGUAUCGUAAUAACAACUACACAGUUUUGGGUGUUAAUCCCGUUGAAGCCUGUUUUUGUUGGACUUUAUUUUCGAACCCACUAAUGUUGCGCAUCAUAAUAUGAAUAAGAUGAUUAUUCUUCUAUUGAUGAAUAUCUUUGUCAAACCCUUGUUGUUUAUAUUUCAAACCAAGCGUGUAAGAUGAACUGAACCGUGAAAAUAUUUGAAGGUAUUGAGCUAAGGUUUUACUUCAUCGAUAUUUUAGGGGAAGGCGAACAAGCCCUUGUCCUCUCCGAUGGGCUGGUUCAAGCCCUUCAGUUGAGGACAAGCAAUGCAGACGAUGUUGUUGCUCUAUUUCACAAAAGUUUAUCAUUGGACCUAGCAUAUUUAGAACAGCCAGAUCCAGAGACAAAGCGUCAAAUUCGCUGCAUUUGUUUGAAAGCCAAAUCUACAGAUAGACUUGAUGUUGUAAAACGAUUACGAGAGAAAGUACCUGCUGGUACAACAGGUAAAGUGUUUGGGAGAUCUACAGAAAACAGACAAUUGGAGUAGUUCGUACUCCUUUCUUUUUAGUAACGGUAAUAGGGCCGAGUGGAGUCCAAUUCGGUCUGUAAUCAUACGAGUGAUAACAAAAUCGUAUGAUUACAGACUGAAUUGGACGACACGAAGUCUUGUUUCCGAUUGAUCAUAAAAAUUACAAUUUCAGAGAAAAGAAGAAUAGCCAAGUUGUAAAAGAAAAGGAACAUUUGCGUUAAUAGACUGACAAAGGAGGCGUAGAUUAUUUAAGGUUGUGAUUGGUUGAUUGAAACUUCAACUUUGAAUGUGAUUGGUUGAUUUAAACUACAACUUGGAAUGUGAUUGGCUUAUUGAACUUUCCGAUUACAAACUGUCCGAUAACAACCUGGCAAGUGAAUUAGUGGAAAAUAUGGAGUUUUUUAAACCAAUCACAAUCGAGGAAAUUGUAAUUGUUAUGAUUAAGAACUUUAUCAGAUUAAUUAAUUAACCGUAUUUUGAUAUGAAAUAGAGAUACUACACUUUCUUCCAUUCGAUGACCAAGCUUAAAAUGUACCAUUUUCUGAAAUGUCUCUACAUACAUAUCAAGCGUUAGAAGGCAAUGCUGAUCUCAGCUUGACGUUUUGGAGUCGGUUAUUUCGAGUCCAAGUCGUCUACUUGAGACUUGUAAACAGCCGAGUAGUAAGCAUCCCGUGAAGACUGCUGUUUAAUUUCUGUUACUCCACUUGAUUAAUUCUUUACAGUAACCUCAAUUAAUACGGAGGUGAAUGAUGCAUAACUUGUUUUGUCUUUAAGAAUGACAAUGAUUUCCUUUUACUUCUUAGGUCCUUUGUUGCCUGAUAUUUGCGACGUUGCAAAUAUUCCCAAUAUUCAAAGAUUUAAUUUGACAAUUGCCUUGAGUGGUGAGCAUACUAUUAUAGUGACUUCAUUGGGAUAAAAUUAGGAAAGUCUUUCAACAACGGUGCCGCAAUUCGCAUUUCAAUUCAUUGUCAGAUCAAAACCAAAGGAAUCACAAGAAUAAGUUAGGAAAGAGGGAAAUGCUGCAUGGGGCGAAUGUGAAUUCAAAGUCAAGACGAAUAAAUAUUUCGCGGGCUGACGCAAAUGAACAAGUCGCGUUUAAUAUUUUCUCAGUUUACAUCUGAUUGGUCCACUUGAUGGCGGGAGUUCUUUAGAUUCGUCGUAGAAAGAAGAAAUGCUUUUGUUUAGCGAUUCCAGAUUAUUUGCGGCACCCAUUUCCUAAUUGAUCCAAAAUGAGCAUAUGCAAAACAAUGCUUUUAAACCGAAGGUGCGUCUAUUUCUUGCUCUCGUGCAACAUAAAUGUGUGGUUAGUAUCACUGUUCAAAUUAUUUGAUGUGCUGGGUCCUACACACCAAUUCACAACAAUGUAUUUAAGAUAUUGGCUUGUGCAUUCAGUAUGGAGUAGUUUCGUAACAAUUCCAAUACUCUAAAAUUUUACUUGGAAUUUCAGGUGGAGAUGAAUGGAAAUUAUUGGCGGAGCGACUGGGUUUGAGUCCGACAGAGAUCCGUUUCCUUGACAACCGAUUAAUAAAUCCUUGUGACGCUGUGUUGGCUUAUGCUCGAGAUAAAGACUUCAUACGCAGUGUGGGAGAAUUAUACGAUAAGCUUGUAAAAUGUAACUUCCCCGUUUGGGCCGAUUUGCUCUAAAGACAAACUUGGAAUCGCUGCUGUCUAAACUUUUGUUUUCCUGUCGUGAAUUCAGAACGACUUCUCCUAUCUUUGCUGGAACUUACCAUUUUUUUUAGUGGUUAAUUCAUAACGCAUGGCAGAUUUUAGAACAGGAAUGGCUCCAGCCUAGUUAAUAUUUUUUCAUGUUUAAAGUGCCAUUACUUUCGUGAAGUAAACGGCAAGUUAAAUCACCUCGGUGUUGAGAUCAUUUUUAUUACUUCAGAAUAUCGGCUGAUGUUUAUGGUAAUUGUUAUUGUUUUACUUAAUUUCUCAAAGAAAAUUUAACACCAUUAUACUAUACCAAGCUUAAUUUGAUACAAUAGACAGUGAUGCAAAGUUAUUCUUCAUAAGAAUAUCCUUUAAUGCGAAGUCUCAAUUCGAGAGUUCCAGGGCUUAGAAAAUUGCAUAGUUGUCAGUAUAGGUGUAUUAUAACUGGCUGCCAUGCAGGUGAAUCUGAAAAAGUCAACAAAAGCCAAUUGCAUUUAGAACAAGGAGCCAGGAUCCUGCCUAAGUGAAACAAUUAGUUUAGGGUAUCGACAUACGCAGCGACAGGAUCUUAGAUAUCGGUAAACCAUGUUAUUUUUGUAAAUGUUAUCGUGAUAUGGCAUCUCAAUUUCGAAUGAAGUGUAGGUAAAACGAUUAUCGCCUAUAGAAGACUUGAGAGUCACGUCAAAAAAUCAUUAAUGAAUUUUAAAAGAAAAAAGCUCUCUCUUUUUUCUACGCAAGCCCA